Molecule: messenger RNA, 1005 nt
Organism: Phytophthora sojae
Lineage: Eukaryota; Oomycota; Peronosporomycetes; Peronosporales; Peronosporaceae
Exons: 4
Coding region: 1-1005 (334 amino acids)
Source: RefSeq, a predicted model, not a curated record
AUGCGAAGCUACCAGUUGCAGUAUGAGUACGCCAUCGCGCAGACGAACGAGACGCUCGCGCUGAUCCAGGACGUGGCCAGCCAGAACGAGUACGGCACGAUGCUGGCCAUAGACUCAGGCCGCUGCACGCCCAGCUCCACCACGAGCUCGGGCGGCGAGGUCUUCCCCACGGCCUGCUACUACUUCAACGGCGACGGCGAGCCCGAGGUCGGCCCCUUUAUCGGCGGCACCACCAAGGAGACGGGCCCGCGUGCGCCCUACCCGAACAACGUCUGGUACUCGUUCCCCAACACGUCCCCCCUGGAGGAGUGGAGCGCCAAGACGAGCGAGUGCACCCGCCAGGGCCUGUGCGACAUCGGCGUCAUGCCCGACAAUAUCAGCUGCACCUUCGCCUACCGCGUGCUGGGCUUCAUCCUCAUCGACGACCUCGUGGGCAUCACGUCCAUGUUCUGCCAGAACGGCGGCGUCGAGUUCGAGGCCACGACGGACGGCGAGUGGAUCGACGGCAUCUCGUUCUGGGAGAACCCGCAGGACGAGGACGCAAACUCGAAGCGUGCCACCAAGCUCGUGGAGGCCUACUACAAGCUGACCAACGGCCCCAUCGAGACGUCGGGCCUCGACUCGGACAUCAUCGCGCAUAUGCUGCCGCUGCCCACGCCCGCCGAACUGGCCGCCGAGAACCCGGCCUGCUACUAUCGGACUACGGCCGCAAGCGCGAGCUCUACGGCUCCACAGGGCCGGGGCGAGAACGGCGGCACGGGCGACGCGUCGGCCGACAGCUCGUCCGACCUCGUCGGGCACGGACGGCGACUCGAGCUCGAGCGGCGCGGCGCGGCCAUGAACGGCGUAUCGGCUGUGCUCAUGUCGACGGUGCUGGCCCUGGCCACGGCCCUCUUCUUCUAUUAUAGACAAGGAGAAGCACCCAGUGUGUUGCCCGAGCACGAUAUGAUGGGCGAGGAGCUGCGCUCAGCAGCAUUAGAAAAGGGCCGCAAGGUGCUGAGUUGA